AUGACCUGCUGCUGUGGACAAGAGUUCUCCUCAAAGUGCGUUCUGGAGGUUCACUUGAAGACGGACACGGGAGCCAAGCCUUACACCUGCUGUGUGUGUGGCAAGAGGUUCAAUAAAGAAUCAUUAAAAGAACACCAGCGAUCUCACACAGGAGAGAUGCCUUACUCUUGCUCUUUCUGUGGCAAGGGUUACUAUCACAAACCGGCUUGGAAAGCCCACGAGCGAACGCACACCGAGGAGAAGCCCCUGUGCUCCGUGUGCGGACGGACCUGCUCUAGUAAGUAUACGUUAAAAGUCCACGAGCGAACACACACAGGAGAUAUGCCUUUCCUCUGCUCUGAGUGUGGCAAGGGCUUCAUCAGUAAAGGACUCCUGAUGACCCACGAGCGAUUCAACUGUUCCGGGGAGAAGAACGACGGCGAGCGAAGAGGUUUCACAAGUGUCCGGACU
Messenger RNA from Oncorhynchus masou masou (cherry salmon), 450 nucleotides. RefSeq names its product oocyte zinc finger protein XlCOF6-like. Gene Ontology annotation, molecular function: DNA-binding transcription factor activity, RNA polymerase II-specific; RNA polymerase II cis-regulatory region sequence-specific DNA binding. The transcript has a single exon. NCBI's taxonomy places the organism in Eukaryota, Metazoa, Chordata, Actinopteri, Salmoniformes, Salmonidae. Gene Ontology annotation, cellular component: chromatin; transcription regulator complex; PcG protein complex. The record is from RefSeq and is a predicted model, not a curated record. The annotation marks the transcript as partial. Gene Ontology annotation, biological process: regulation of transcription by RNA polymerase II.